Messenger RNA from Anoplopoma fimbria (sablefish), 1968 nucleotides. RefSeq names its product adhesion G protein-coupled receptor G3-like. NCBI's taxonomy places the organism in Eukaryota, Metazoa, Chordata, Actinopteri, Perciformes, Anoplopomatidae. Gene Ontology annotation, molecular function: G protein-coupled receptor activity. The transcript is spliced from 12 exons. Gene Ontology annotation, biological process: cell surface receptor signaling pathway; adenylate cyclase-activating G protein-coupled receptor signaling pathway. Gene Ontology annotation, cellular component: membrane. The record is from RefSeq and is a predicted model, not a curated record. The coding region runs from base 68 to 1702 and encodes 544 amino acids.
GACAUAUGUAGAUGUGAAACUCCCUGCUCAUCAAGCAAAACAUCAAGCAUGUAGAACCCCGCUGUGCAUGGAACAGUCAAAUAAUCUGUGUGUGACUAAGGAACGGAGAGGCGCGAUGUGGAUUUCUCUGCUUCCCCUCACACUUGUGUGGUUGUCUACGACCCAUUCUUUCGCCCGGGCAGAAUACUGUGAAACAGUCUUACAAAAGUGUCAAAGCCAUGUCUCCUGGACCAGGUGCUAUGAGGACAGCAUUGCAAGCUGUAGACUAAAAGGCCGUUCAGCGGUGAACUUCGUUCAUCGGUGGGUGAACUGGACGCAGGAGGCCGAAGGGAGCCCCACUCCUCAUCACAGGGUUCAAAUCUCAUCCGCAGCUCUCCGGAGAGGCAGAGGAGCCGUGUCUGAGGACGAGGUGCUGCUGGUGGCCACUGUGAUCAGCAGCACUUUCUUCAAGCUGAGUACCCCCCCUCAGGGAAGAGGACGCAGGAUACGAGUCAUACCAGACACACCAGUGCAAGGCACUGUUCUUGGGGAGUUAGUCCUGGCAGUGAGGGCGGGGAACCAUCCUGUCAAGAACCUCUCACAAGCCAUCAAACUAACCUUCAAACACAACAAACAGUUGGAGGACGGGACUUGUGUGUUUUGGCAGGAGUCCCAGCUGGAGGAUGGAACAGGAUAUUGGAGCAAAAGCGGCUGUGAUACCAGUUACACAGGGAGUGGAUUCAUUUGCAGCUGCAACCACCUGAGCUUUUUUGCUGUGCUUGUGAACCCUGUGCUAUCAGUGGAUAAAAGUGAUGCUGUGAACCUUAGCUAUAUCACCUAUAUUGGAUCAGCACUCUCCAUCUUCUUCACAAUCUUCAGCUUGAUCAUCUAUAUAUGUCUGCAACGGCGGCGUCCCGAGAAGGCUAUCAGCGUGCAUUUGCAACUAACUGGAGCACUGCUCUGCCUCCACCUCAGCUUCCUGCUGUGCUGCUUCUGGGUGGUGUGGCAACCAAACGAGAACGAGAAGGACUUGGUUUGCCAGGGUCUGGGUCUCUUUUUGCACUGGUCCCUACUGGCCACUUUCAGCUGGACGGCCCUGGAGGGAUUCCACCUCUACCUUCUCCUAGUCCGAGUCUUUAACAUCUACGUCAGGAAAUACCUGCUCAAACUCAGCCUGGUGGGAUGGGGUCUCCCAACAGUGAUUGCAGUGGUUUGUGGGUUUUCAGGUGUUUAUGGAAAAUACAGACCUGAACUGAGAGACGCCAAAACCCAUAAUUCAACAGCGGAGAUAUGCUGGAUGAGCAGCUCCAGGCUGUUGGUCAGCUACGUCACCACUGUGGCCUUCCCAUGCCUGGUGAUACUGUGUAAUUCCUGCAUGCUGGGGCUGGUGGUGUUUAAGCUGUGGGGGCUGAGGGCAGGCACUGGGGGUGCAGAGAGCGGCGGUGGCUCGAAGAAGAUGAACAGAGAAAAAUGGAUAAAGUUAUGGAAGGACUGUGCCACAGUGCUGGGCCUCAGCUUCGUGCUGGGCUUACCCUGGGGGUUAGCGAGCACCACUUACAUCUCCCUCCCUGGGAUUUACGCGUUCACAAUACUAAACUCCCUACAGGGUGUAUUCAUGUUCCUGUGGUCCUUGGCCUUGUCCUGCAAGUCUCGAUCCGACAACAACUCGUCCAUCAGAGACCCUUCUACUCAGAAAAUGAUGACUACUAGUUUCAAUAACUGAUAUACACAGUGACAAGUGUUUUCUCGGUUGCCUAUAUUAGGUUCUUACUGGCCUUUGGACUCCAGUCAUAUGCAGUUAAAUGACAAUAACUUAAUCAUGUCAUGUAACUUCUUUAAAUUAAGUUUGAAUAGGCAAACAUGCCUCAUGAGCAGUUCUAAUAAUUUAUUGUUGCGACAGUUAUGAUUCUUAUGGUUAAAGUAAUAUCAGAACUAAACCUGGCAAUCACUGAAUAAAAAUCAUAAAUAUCUCUACAAGGUGAAUCCUGC